Messenger RNA from Bactrocera latifrons, 586 nucleotides. RefSeq names its product probable small nuclear ribonucleoprotein Sm D2 (gene SmD2). The record is from RefSeq and is a predicted model, not a curated record. Gene Ontology annotation, cellular component: U4/U6 x U5 tri-snRNP complex; precatalytic spliceosome; catalytic step 2 spliceosome. Gene Ontology annotation, molecular function: RNA binding. The coding region runs from base 135 to 494 and encodes 119 amino acids. Gene Ontology annotation, biological process: RNA splicing; spliceosomal snRNP assembly. The transcript is spliced from 2 exons. Lineage: Eukaryota; Metazoa; Arthropoda; Insecta; Diptera; Tephritidae.
UCGUACCUGAAAUGUGUUAGGUCAAACCACUGCGUCCUGCUUAAGUGAGUGACAUUUGUAAACGUUUAUUAAAAAGUUUUGUAUGGGAAAACUUUUUAUCUAAGUUUUGUAACCAACAUCUUAUAAUUGAAACAAUGGCUCUUGUAAAACCAAAAUCUGAACUGACACCUGAGGAACUUGCUCGCCAAGAGGAAGAAGAAUUCAAUACAGGCCCUCUUUCCGUUCUCACCCAAUCGGUGAAAAACAAUACACAAGUUCUAAUUAACUGCCGGAAUAACAAGAAGCUGCUUGGUCGUGUAAAGGCUUUCGACCGCCACUGUAAUAUGGUUCUUGAAAGUGUUAAGGAAAUGUGGACUGAAUUGCCUCGUACGGGAAAAGGCAAGAAGAAAGUUAAACCAGUAAAUAAAGAUCGUUUUAUAUCGAAAAUGUUUUUACGCGGAGAUUCGGUGAUUUUGGUUUUGAGAAAUCCUUUGGCGACAGCAGCAGGGAAAUGAGUUAUUUUCUAUCCUAACUUUAGUAUAUAUAAUAUAUAUGUAGGUAUUAUGGUAAUCAAGACAGAAUAAUAAUAAUUUUGAAAACAACCAAA